Molecule: messenger RNA, 2517 nt
Organism: Pelmatolapia mariae (spotted tilapia)
Lineage: Eukaryota; Metazoa; Chordata; Actinopteri; Cichliformes; Cichlidae
Gene: slc4a1b
Product: solute carrier family 4 member 1b (Diego blood group)
Exons: 16
Coding region: 1-2517 (838 amino acids)
Biological process (GO): transmembrane transport; monoatomic anion transport; regulation of intracellular pH
Cellular component (GO): basolateral plasma membrane; plasma membrane
Molecular function (GO): solute:inorganic anion antiporter activity; bicarbonate transmembrane transporter activity; monoatomic anion transmembrane transporter activity
Source: RefSeq, a predicted model, not a curated record
AUGAAGGACCAGGAGCAGCAGGGCUACUGGCAGGAGAAGGGCCGAUGGGUGAGUUACGAGGAGAGCUUUGACCCUCAAGCGCAGGUGUGGGCGCCCACUCUCAUCUCUUGCCUCACCUUCAGGAGCCUUAUCCAGCUCAGACGCACCAUGAGCCCAGGUGUGACCAUUUUAGACUGUGAGGAGAAGACCCUGGACACCAUCACAGAGAAGAUGGUCAGUGAGAUGGUUAACAAGAAGGAAAUCAGGUCAGGAGAUCGGGAAGGAGUGCUGAACUCUCUGCUGCAAAACCGCAGCCAAACAACUGACCCAGAAAGCCAAAUGUUGACUGGGACUGACCUGCAAAAGUUUUCUGUCAAGGAGAGAACUGAUGAAUCUGAACAUGUUGAGGCCUCCAUGGUGCUAGUGGGAACCCUGGAUUUUCUGGAGAAGCCCACAGCUGUCUUUGUGCGUCUGAAGGAAGCAGUAGCACUGGACUCAGCGUUGGAGGCCCCAGAGCCUGUACGCUUUGUCUUUCUUCUGAUUGGCCCCAGCAGCAGUGACAUGGACUACUAUGAGACUGGACGUGCUAUGGCAGCACUAAUGGCUAAUAAAGUGUUUAAUCAGACAGCGCUUCAGGCAAAGAGUGCUCGAGAGCUGAUCAACGCUGUGUCCAAGUUCAUGGACUGCAGCAUCGUGAUCCCACCCACUGAGAUCAAGAGUGAGGCGAUGCUCAGCUCAAUCAUCAACUUUCAGAAGAAACUGCUACAGGACAAACUGCAAAGCUAUGACCUCGUCAACAACGCCAAAGUUUGCAGUGAUUCGAUCGUUUCCGGACCUCCUAUUGAAGAUCCCCUUUCUCGUACUGGUCGACCGUUUGGGGGGAUGAUUCGAGACAUAAAAAGGCGCUACCAGUACUACAAGAGUGACAUCACCGAUGCUCUAAAUGCACAGGUCCUUGCUGCCAUCAUUUUCAUCUACUUUGCUGCCCUGUCUCCUGCCAUCACAUUUGGAGGCCUCCUGGCUUAUAAGGUGGACAACAUGAUGGGUGUGCCAGAGCUCCUCAUUUCCACCAGCAUUCAGGGAAUUAUAUUCUGCUUUGUUGCCGCGCAGCCCGUCCUGGUUAUUGGGUUUUCUGGUCCACUGUUGGUAUUUGAGGAGGCCUUCUAUGCAUUCUGCAAGUCCCAGGGCAUUGAGUAUAUUGUUGGGAGAGUUUGGGUGGGAGCGUGGCUGGUCGUCAUUGUGGUGAUCAUUGUGGCCCUUGAGGGCAGCUUCCUGGUUCGCUUCAUUUCACGAUUCACCCAGGAAAUCUUCUCCAUCCUCAUCUCCCUCAUUUUCAUCUAUGAAACUUUUGCCAAACUCGGGAGGAUCUUCAAGGCGCAUCCACUGAUUCUAAAUUACGAACACGUGAAUGCAAGUGCCGAGUAUCCCUGGCACCCAAAGGUCGAAGAGAUUGUCACGUAUGACAAUGCUACUGGCAACAAAACUCUAAUUGUCAACACCAUCAAGCCACCUUACCCCAACACAGCCCUGCUCUCUAUGUGCCUCAUGAUGGGCUGUUUCUUUAUUGCUUACUUCCUGCGUCAGUUCAAGAACGGGACAUUCCUUCCUGGAAAGGUCAGGCGUUUGAUCGGUGACUUCGGUGUUCCUAUUGCUAUUGUCCUCAUGACUAUUGUGGACUACAACGUUCAGGAUACGUACACUCAGAAACUAAUCGUUCCCAAAGGUCUGACGGUGUCCAAUCCUGAAAAAAGAGGCUGGCUCAUCAAUCCUUUCGGAGAGCACAAACCUUUCCCUGUGUGGCUGAUGUUUGCUUCCUGCAUCCCAGCCGUGCUUGUGUUUAUUCUCAUCUUUCUGGAGUCUCAGAUCACAACUCUGAUAGUGAGUAAACCUGAGAGGAAGAUGGUCAAAGGCUCCGGGUUUCACUUUGACUUGCUGGUUUUAGUUGGCAUGGGAGGCCUCAGCGCGAUAUUCGGCGUGCCGUGGCUCAGUGCUGCCACAGUGCGGUCUGUCACACAUGCCAACGCUCUCACUGUCAUGAGCAAAGGACCAAAACCGGUGAUAGAGAAAGUGAUGGAGCAGAGAAUAAGCGGCAUUGUGGUGGCCUUGCUUGUUGGUCUGUCAGUUCUCAUGGAGCCCAUCCUAAAGAUGAUUCCCAUGGCAGCCUUGUUUGGGAUCUUCCUCUACAUGGGAAUCACGUCAUUAAAUGGCAUUCAGCUGUGGGAUCGUGUGCAGCUUCUUCUCAUCCCAAAGAAAUACCAUCCUAAUGAACCCUAUGCUACCAGAGUGAGCACAGGACGAAUGCACCUGUACACGGCCAUCCAGAUUGUGUGUCUAGGAGUUUUGUGGCUUGUGAAGUCCAGUAAGAUGUCUCUGGCACUUCCCUUCGUUCUCAUCCUCACCAUUCCUCUGCGCAUGUUUAUGACCGGGCAUCUCUUCACCGAACUGGAAAUGAAAUGCUUGGAUGCUGAUGAUGCCAAAGUGACAUUUGAGGAGGAGCCUGGGAAGGACGUGUACUGUGAAUCUCAGAUGCCAUUGUAG